Molecule: messenger RNA, 1080 nt
Organism: Cornus florida
Lineage: Eukaryota; Viridiplantae; Streptophyta; Magnoliopsida; Cornales; Cornaceae
Product: transcription factor RAX3-like
Exons: 3
Coding region: 1-1032 (343 amino acids)
Source: RefSeq, a predicted model, not a curated record
AUGGGUAGAGCUCCUUGCUGUGACAAAGCAAACGUGAAGAAAGGGCCAUGGUCACCGGAAGAAGAUGCUAAGCUGAAGUCGUAUAUAGAGCAGCAUGGCACCGGUGGCAACUGGAUUGCUUUACCUCAAAAGAUUGGCCUUAAAAGAUGCGGUAAGAGCUGUCGCCUUAGGUGGUUGAAUUAUCUCCGCCCAAAUAUCAAGCAUGGAGGAUUCUCAGAAGAAGAAGAUAACAUAAUUUGCAGCCUCUAUAUGAGUAUUGGAAGCAGGUGGUCUAUAAUUGCAGCACAAUUACCUGGAAGAACUGAUAAUGAUAUCAAGAAUUACUGGAAUACGAGGCUGAAGAAGAAGCUACUCGGUAAGCAGCGCAAAGAACAAGCAGCACGUAGAAGUAGCUGCGCGAAGCAAGAGGCACGGAAAGGGGUUGAGAAUUCUAUGGUUGUCAAUGAUAAUGGUAACCAGACCGCGUACUGGCCAGAGCUUCCGGUGCUGGCACCUAUACCCUACUCAACCCACGAAUCGCGUUUCAAUGAUAUUACUUCUAUCAGAAAAUUGCUUAUCAAACUUGGGGGAAGAUUUUCUGAUGAUGAUCAAUUCAUUCACAAUGGGCUAGACUUUCAUCAGCUCCCUAUGGAUGUUUCAUCAUCCAAUAUUCAAACACCAUUUGAACACUCCAUCAAUUCUCUCUCUUCUAUUCCCAUGGAUGUCUUGAGCACACCUACUUCUGAAUUGGAAAACACCCAAUACAACAUAGAUGGGGCAGGCUUGCAUAUAUUGCCAGGACAAAGCAGUUUUCCAGCUGUUUUUGAGGAAAUGACACUUAACAACCCACACAAAUUAGAUGGGAUGGAGUUACUAUAUGAGGGCAUUGUCGAUAACAGAGCCGGCACUUCUUGUGGGGAAAGCACUGAUUGGGUUGGGACAAGCUCCCUGGUUUUCCCUCCUUUCUCUUCCAACUAUGAAGGUGGUCAUCUUCAACAAGAAAUGUUGCAGGAAUGUGCUUUUGGUAAGUUGAGGUACCCCAGCCAGGAAUAAUGGUAUUGUACACUGAUGAUUUUAAUCUGUGCUACUAAUGGAGGUGGU